AUGUCAAUUUGCUCAUCAUUCUCUAUAGCAGUGUCCGAUAGAACCGUUUUCCUUCGUCCAUUCCGGCCUACUUAUGAACCCCCAAGGCACCCUGGAAGCUCUCUGCUCUCUCUGUCGACAAUUUUGCGGCGGUCGAGCCCUCCUUUGCGUUCGGCUUUGCUGCGUAACUUCGUUUACUCCGUGGCUCGUCUCAGGACGCGUCAUGUGGGUCUGGGUAGCAGCGUGAAGAAGGCCGAUAGGCUGGCAAAGAAGAAGGAUAAGAAGAAACAAAAGCGUGGGGGGUCCGACAAGAACGAUCAGAAGGGCGCUACUGAGAGGCGUAUUGCAGCGUUGGCAUCCAAGUUCGCCGGUGUUAUUGGGGCUGCUGAAGGCGCUACUGAAUCGGAAAAGAAGUUGGCAAAGUUUCUAUUGGUGCCAUUCAGGAGGCUGGUGCAGGAGACAGAGGAGCUCCUAUCGGACAUUGCAAUGAACGGCGAUGCGGAGGUGAUGAUCGUUGCUCUAGACCGGCUCGCUCCCCCGCUUGUACGAGGCUUGUCUUACCUAGAGGCUCCUCAGAGUGAAGGGGCAGCCGAGGUCCUGGAGCCGGCUCGGGAUCUUCUGCUAGAGAGGGCCAGGGAGUUGGAUACUGUUCUGCUCGAGGCACAGGCUGACCCAGAGGGAGUAUUGCGUACAUAUACCAGGGACUUCACUGAGCAUGAAAUUGAGAGAGAAAAGCAGUUGGCCGCUCUAGAAUCAGGCCCUAAUCAGGAACCGGACAUUCCUCCUAUUCAUGGGGGGAUCGAGGCGGGAACAUAUGAAAACAAACUUCGAAAGCAAGCCCAGUUUGCUCUAUUCUUGUCCUUGUUUCUGACGUUUACUACAGUCAUGACAGCCAUAGCUCUCAUUCCUCCUGUGGUGUCGCAUGAACAAGAAAAGAGCGGCAACCGAGGGGGUACGCACCGCCGCCGCCGGGGCAAAGAUAAGGGCGACUCAUCGGGGGGCCAAGGAGGCAGCGGUGCAGAUUCAGCUGGGGGGGGUGGGAGUGGGAGACCACCUCUUGAAGAAACCCUCGUGAGGCAUCGCGACUGGAUUCGGGAACAGCGGCACGCAUUUUCCCAAACCGCUCCUGAGCACACUGGUCUAUUCGAACAUCCAGUUUCUCCUGGGCCCUAUACGGGGGGUCAUUUCGUACGCGAGCCUGGUUCUCCUCUUACACCCACUGCGUUUCCACCGCACUACGCGGAGCCAUAUAAUGUUCAUUUUCCGCCUCCUGGUCCUUCUGCUCCCCCCAUGGGGCCUCCAUUCCAAAGAAUUGUUGUUCAUCCUCCACCGCCACCAUAUGAGGAGGCUAUGAGGCCUGAGCAAACUCCACAGUGA
This is a messenger RNA of Eimeria mitis, 1356 nucleotides long. RefSeq lists its product as uncharacterized. Lineage: Eukaryota; Apicomplexa; Conoidasida; Eucoccidiorida; Eimeriidae. The transcript has 2 exons. Bases 1 to 1356 code for a protein of 451 amino acids. The record is from RefSeq and is a predicted model, not a curated record.